AUGCAACGCACAUUCCACUUCGCGGGCCGCCGGAAUGGCAAGGUCAUGCGAUUCUUCUCCACGACAGCAGCACGACCUGCCAUCAACAAGAUAUUUCCAUCUGCGCAAGAAGCCAUCAAGGACCUAAAGUCUGAUUCCACAUUAUUGGUUGGUGGCUUUGGCUUCUCCGGUGUACCGAAUACAUUGAUCAAUGAGCUACGCGAUCGUUCCGACAUCCAAAACCUUACAGUCGUCAGUAACAAUGCAGGCAUGCCGGGCGUCGGUCUUGGCCAGCUUCUGGAAACAAAACAAAUUGGCACCAUGGUCGCAAGUUAUAUCGGAGACAACAAGGUCUUCGAACAGAUGUACUUGAAGGGACAGCUGAGCCUUGAGUUGACCCCCCAAGGUACCAUUGCAGAGAAGUGCGCUGCUGGCGCCGCAGGUGUACCAGCUUUCUACACACCGGCAGCAUACGGCACAAUAGUGCAAACCGGCGAGCUCCCCGUCCGCUACAACACGGACGGUACCAUUGCCAAAAUGGCCCCACCCAAAGAAACUCGCGAAUUCAACGGCAAAUCCUACGUCCUGGAAGAAGCCAUCUUUGGCGACUACGCCUUCGUCAAGGUCGCCAAAGCCGACCGCCUCGGUAACUGCCAGUUCCGCAAAGCGCAAAAUAACUUCAACGAAGCCAUGGGCAAAAACGCGAAGAUCACCAUCGUCGAAGCCGAUGAGAUUGUCGAGGACGGACAAAUCGCGCCAGAGGAUAUCCACCUUCAGGGUAUCUAUGUUAAGAGGGUUAUCAAGAGUACCGAGGGCAAGCAGAUCGAGAGGACCGUGUUCUACAAAAGCCCCGAGGAGCAGAAGAAAGCUAUCUCCGAGGGCAGUUCAGAGGCGAGCCAGAAGCGCGAGCGCAUCAUCAAGCGCGCAGCGCAGGAGCUCAAGGACGGCAUGUACGUCAACCUCGGUAUCGGCAUGCCUCUUGCUGCGCCGGCAUUCCUCCCCGAGGGCACGGAGAUCAUCCUCGAGUCUGAGAACGGUAUCUUGGGUAUGGGCCGCUACCCGAAGCCUGGUGAGGAAGACCCGGAUCUCAUCAACGCUGGAAAGGAGACUGUCACGCUCAACAGCGGUGCGUCCACGUUCGGCAGCCACGAGAGCUUUGGCAUGAUCAGGUCUGGAAGGAUUGAUGUUGCUAUGCUGGGUGCCAUGCAGGUCAACCAGUACGGAGAUCUUGCGAACUUUAUGCUCCCCGGUAAGGUCAAGGGCAUCGGCGGCGCCAUGGACCUCGUCGCAAACCCCACCCAAACAAAGGUCAUUGUCACAAUGGAACACGUCGACAAGAAGGGUAACCCCAAGAUCCUCAACCAGUGCACAUUCCCCCUUACCGGGCCUAAGUGCGUCUCGACCAUCAUCACCGAUCUUGCGGUGUUUGACGUUGAUAGAGUGGAGGGCUUGACACUUAGGGAAUAUGCCAAGGGCGUCACGGUUGAUGAGAUCAAGGCGAAGACUGAGGCGCCGUUCAAGGUUGCCGAGGAUAUCAAGGAGAUGAACAUUUGA
Messenger RNA from Ascochyta rabiei, 1533 nucleotides. RefSeq names its product 3-oxoacid CoA-transferase. The record is from RefSeq and is a predicted model, not a curated record. The transcript has 3 exons. Bases 1 to 1533 code for a protein of 510 amino acids. Lineage: Eukaryota; Fungi; Ascomycota; Dothideomycetes; Pleosporales; Didymellaceae. Gene Ontology annotation, molecular function: succinyl-CoA:3-oxo-acid CoA-transferase activity. Gene Ontology annotation, biological process: ketone body catabolic process.